Messenger RNA from Trachemys scripta elegans, 8640 nucleotides. It is a transcript of the gene TNS3, whose product is annotated as tensin 3. The transcript is spliced from 33 exons. Bases 365 to 5188 code for a protein of 1607 amino acids. Gene Ontology annotation, molecular function: protein binding; phosphatase activity. NCBI's taxonomy places the organism in Eukaryota, Metazoa, Chordata, Testudines, Emydidae. Gene Ontology annotation, biological process: dephosphorylation. The record is from RefSeq and is a predicted model, not a curated record.
GGAGACACAGCUUUAGACACUAGCACUCUUAUUUGUUGUCCCAGCCUCAGAGGGGGCACAAUGUGGCCAGCAUGGGAUUCUGAUAAGAAAAGAGAAAAGGCAGAAAGACAAGGACUUUGAGAACAGCAGAACCGGUGACGGCAAAAGGGCUUCAGCUUGCCUCCACUCCAAGAAGCAAAAGGUCAAGUACACGCAGUUUUUGGCUCACAUUUGGAUGUUGACUCUCAGGAAAGGGUCGCAGGUUCAAAGAAAAAUUGGGGCUGCUUCUUUAGAAAGAGCAGAGAAGUGGAGUUGAUGGGUCCCAUUCACUGAACUGGAUUAAAGAGGCUGAGGCUGCGGGUAUAUCAGGUGCCAACAGUGCCUGAUGGGCUGUAGAGUAAGUCUGGCUUGCCUGGGGAAUGAAUUUUGCACAGUACCACUGGAUCAUCAUCGUCAUUUGAUACAAGACGAGGCUGAGAUCAUGAUUCAGGCUGACAAGAGUUCGUCUGGAGGAUUGGCUGUUGGACAAGCUGAGCCUGAAAACCUCGCUUCAAGUUCUCACACUUUCAAAAACAAGACCUUUAAAAAACCCAAAGACUGUAGUAUCUGCAAACAAGCCAUUGACAGCCAAGGCAUUUCCUGCAGAGUUUGCAAGUAUGCCUGCCACAAGAAAUGUGAAGCAAAGGUGGUGAAACCCUGCUUCCUGCCAAUCAACUACGAACUGCCUGAUAACUCUGAGACCUUUAUGAGUCAUGUAACCAGAACUACUUCCGGCAGUUUUUCAAAAAGCUCCUCUUUCUGUUGUGACAAAGUAUCACAAAGUGCAGACUUUGAUCACAUUAUGGAGGAGGGCUAUGAACUUGACCUGACUUACAUCACUGAGCGGAUCAUUGCUGUAUCCUUCCCUGCCAGCUGUUCAGAGGAAACGUAUGUGCACAACCUGCAAGAUGUAACCCGAAUGCUCAAAUCCAAACAUGGAGAUAAUUACCUGGUGUUAAACCUUUCUGAAAAAAGAUAUGACCUUACCAAGCUUAACCCAAAGAUUAUGGAUGUGGGUUGGCCUGACCUUCAUGCACCUCCCCUUGAUAAGAUGUGCACCAUCUGCAAGGCUAUGGAAUCAUGGUUGAACAGCGACCCUCAGCAUGUGGUGGUGAUCCAUUGCAGAGGUGGAAAAGGAAGGAUAGGAGUAGUGAUAUCAUCAUAUAUGCACUUCACCAAUGUUUCUGCCAGCGCUGAUCAGGCUCUAGACAGAUUUGCUAUGAAGAAAUUCUUCGAUGAUAAAGUUUCAACUUUAAUGCAGCCAUCCCAAAAAAGAUAUGUGCACUUCUUAAGUGGCCUUCUGUCUGGAUCUGUGAAAAUGAACACGACCCCACUCUUCCUGCACUUUGUCAUCCUUCAUGGCAUCCCAAGCUUUGAUGCUGGAGGAGUUUGUCGGCCCUUUCUAAAGAUCUACCAGGCUAUGCAGCCAGUUCAUACAUCAGGAAUAUAUAGUGUAGGGCCAGAAAAUCAAAGCAGAAUCUGCAUUGCUAUUGAGCCAGCCCAGCUAUUGAAGGGAGAUAUUAUGCUGAAGUGUUAUCACAAAAAAUAUCGAUCGGCCACCCGUGAUGUCGUUUUCCGCCUGCAGUUUCACACAGGUGCCGUUCAGGGCUAUGGUCUGGUAUUUGGCAAAGAGGACUUGGACAAUGCUAACAAAGAUGACCGCUUCCCUGAUUAUGGGAAAAUUGAAUUGGUUUUUUCAGGAACCCCAGAGAAAAUCCAAGGAUGUGAACACCUGAAGAAUGACCAUGGAGUGAUAGUUGACUACAAUACCUCAGAUCCACUAAUCCGCUGGGAUUCCUAUGAAAACAUGAGUCCUGAUGGUGAAGUGCUCCACACCCAGGGUCCUAUUGAUGGCAGUCUUUAUGCUAAAGUGAGAAAGAAGAGCUCUUCAGAUACUAGCAUCCCCAGUGGAGCCCAGGGGGUUCCUGUGACUAGCAGCCCUGAUCACAGUGACCAUACUCUAUCUGUCAGCAGUGAUUCAGGACACUCAACAACUUCUAUAAGGACGGACAAGACCGAGGAGCAUCCAGCACCGGGAAUCAAACGGGGCUUGAGCCCACAAGAGAAGGCAGAGCUGGACCAGCUACUUAGUGGCUUCGGCCUAGAAAACUCAGUCAGUCCCCUCAAGGAUAUGACUGAUGCCCAAAGCAAGUACAGUGGGACUCGCCACAUAGUGCCAGCUCAGGUUCAUGUGAACGGACACACCAAACUGAAGGAUAGGGAGACAGAUAUUCUGGAUGAUGAGAUGCCCAGCCAUGACCUUCACAGUGUGGACAGCAUCGGGACACUGUCCUCCUCUGAAGGGCAGCACUCAGCCCAUCUUGGAAACUUCAGCUGCCACAAGAGCAGUCAGAAUUCGCUGCUCUCAGAUGGCUUUGGAAGCAACACUGGAGAGGACCACCACAGUGCUCUGGCCCCUGACCUGGGAAUAGGUGUGGACCCCCUGUAUGAGAGAUCAUUUGGAAGUGGUGAGCCUAAGCAAUCCCAGCAGCUGCAAAGGAAUCCUCCUGUUUCCGCUCAGCCUCAGGCUUAUGGCCCUAGUAACUACUCUACCCAGACUUGGGUGCGCCAACAGCAGAUGGUCACUGCUCACCAAUACACCUACUCCCCCGAGAGUGAAGUAAGGCUUGGCAUUCCUAGCACUGUGGAGAAUUCAGGCAAUGUGCAGAGCCAGCCCAGAAUCCCUGACACACCCACCCGGGGAUCCAGCAGCAGAGACGCUGUGCAGCAGGGGAUAGGGACUGUGCCAAGUUCCAGUGAAGUGGCAGAACACCCAGUGCCCGAGGCUUUUAAAUCCAGAUUAGUAGCUGAGAAAGACACAAAUGGCCUGGCUUUAGGAGUGAAUGCCGAGGACCUGCCAUCCUCUCCUACUCUGGAUAUCGACCAGUCAAUUGAGCAGCUGAAUCGGCUGAUCUUGGAACUGGACCCUACAUUUGAACCUAUCCCGACCCGCAUUAACACAGUCUCCAGGGACACGAGUCAAGUGAAUGGCUUCACCAGCCCUGAUGGGGAUGGGGGAGGGCUCAGCGUGAGCCCUGGAUUCCGUGAGAAAGGAGAGGUCACAAACAGGAAUCUUUCCCGGCAUGCAGGUUCACCAGGAGAUGAGUCAGGGGGAAGAAUAAGGAAGUUAAGUCUUGGACAAUAUGACAAUGAUGUUCCAGGGCAGCCACCAUAUACCAGGUGUGGCUGGAUGAAAUCUACUGCUAUAGACCAAGCUGUAAAUCCAGGAUCACUAAUUGCUGUAGGGGAGACCAAAGAGAUGGAUGUGGCACGUUACCAGGAAGACCUAGAUGAAGUAGACGGGGGAAUCUUCUCACCUACCAAAAAUGGGAAUGAAGCUGUUCCACCAACCCCAGCUUUUCCAGUGUCACCCGAGACACCAUAUGUGAAAUGUCCCCCACAUUACCGCCAAAUGAGUCCAUCUGGCCAACAGAUCACUAGCCCACCUGAGAUGUACAGAACUGGGCAUGAAUCUCGAAGUUACACGGAAGGCCUUAACCACUCGGUUGUGAUGACUGACAGCACCAUGAGCACCAAUCCCGCUUUGCUGAGGACUGACAUGCAGACAGCUCCUUCAUGUCAGCGGCCCUUUGUAUCUGCAUGCGCCAUUUCCAGUAACAGCCCCAUCCCAACCGGAGAAAGCCCUUCUGCAACUGAAUGCCACUGGCUAGAAAGCAACGCUAAGUCCACCGCUUCGCCCCAGCUCUCAGUGCUGGAGAACAGCAGGCCUACAGGAAAUUACCUUGUGUCCUCAGAAUUUUCAAGCCCCAUCCAGGACGGCUCGCUCUUGUCCCAUUUCCAAUCCCCAGGAUUGCAAGUCAUCUCUUUGAACAGCCGAGAGGAUUCGUCCUUAGGUCCGCAACAAGAACCUGCUGCCCAUCCCAGUGCCCGGGCCUACCUGAACUAUGGUGGGACCAACGUAAGCAGUAGCCCACCACUGGAGGAGAAACAACCUGUUUUCAUGGCCAAUGCUAGCAGCUCUCCCAAAACUAUGAGCUCACCACUGGCAAGUACAGCGGACAAUGGCUUUUUGGCCCACAACUUGCUAACAAUGGCCCCUGGACACAAAAGCCAGAGCAGCACAAUUCAACAGCACCAUGGAAUGAACCUGCACCCACAGCCACCUCUUCCAGAGAAGAAGAGGACUUCUGAGGGAGACCGUUCUUUUGGCUCCAUCUCUCCGUCUUCAAGUGGCUUCUCUAGCCCUCAUAGUGGGAGCACGAUCAGCAUCCCAUUCCCAAAUGUCCUUCCAGACUUUUCAAAAGUUUUAAGCACUUCCCCUUUGCCAGAAAACCCAGGCGAUAAACACGUGACCGUAAAAUUUGUCCAAGAUACAUCCAAGUUCUGGUACAAGCCAGAUAUUUCAAGAGAACAAGCCAUUGCCGUUCUGAAGGACAAGGAACCAGGGUCAUUCAUUGUUCGAGACAGCCAUUCUUUCAGGGGAGCCUAUGGCCUGGCAAUGAAAGUUGCUACACCUCCUCCUUCAGUGCUGCAGUUAAACAAGAAAGUUGGGGAUUUGUCAAAUGAGCUUGUCAGGCAUUUUCUGAUUGAAUGCACCCAUAAGGGAGUGCGAUUGAAAGGAUGUCCCAACGAGCCAUAUUUUGGGAGUUUGACAGCUUUGGUGUAUCAACAUUCUAUUACUCCUCUGGCAUUACCCUGCAAACUACUCAUCCCAGACAGAGAUCCCUUGGAGGAGAUCGCAGAAACAGCUCCACAGACUGCUGCAAACUCGGCAGCAGAGCUCCUAAAGCAGGGUGCAGCAUGCAAUGUUUGGUAUCUGAACUCUGUGGAAAUGGAGUCCCUCACAGGCUAUCAGGCAGUGCAGAAAGCCCUGAGCAUAACACUGAUGCAAGAGCCUCCUCCCAUCUCUACUGUUGUCCAUUUCAAGGUGUCUGCUCAGGGGAUCACACUGACAGAUAAUCAAAGAAAACUCUUUUUCCGAAGACAUUAUCCAGUCAACACUGUUAUCUUCUGUGCUUUGGAUCCACAGGACAGAAAAUGGAUGAAAGAAGGACCUUCUGCAAAAGUGUUUGGAUUUGUUGCAAGGAAGCAAGGCAGUGCCACAGAUAACGUGUGCCACCUGUUCGCAGAGCACGAUCCAGAGCAACCUGCCAGUGCCAUUGUGAACUUUGUAUCAAAGGUCAUGAUUGGUUCCCAGAAGAAAAUCUGAAUCCUUCCUAGCCUUUGGUUCAGAGCUCUUCACUGACUUGAGGGAAGGCAGCGUGGGAGAAAAAGCAUUCUUGGGAGUUUGCAGCUACAUUAUCCAAACGUAACCAUUCCCAAGAAGGAAAGCAGAGGAUGUUCCAUCUGCAUAACGUUACAAAGAGUGUGAUCCUUUCUUUGAAGAUGCCUCUGACCUAUCAAAACAUUGUGUUCUUACAUCAAAGGGCAAAAUUGUGAGUGAAUGCAGUUGGAUGCCACCAAAACCCACAUAAUCCAUAUCUGAAUUAAACAGAGAAGAAAGGCUUUAUAGUGCAGGGUUUUAAUUAUAUUUUCACGCACCAUUUUCCAUCUUGUAUCAGAAAAGGAAGAAUUUGCCAAGUCAUUAGAUCAUGCCUUUUUUUUUUUUUCCUGUAGGAAAAUUUAUAAGAACCACAUGCAUUCUCUUACUUAGACACUUGCCACAUUUGCAUCAGUGGUAGCUAUAGCCCUGGCAAACUGGUGCUCUUAAGAGAGGGGUAGUUUGUGAAGGACUAUUUGCUCUUCCCUUCAUCUUUAUAUGAUAAUGGUGGGAGUUGACUAAGAAGGGGGAAGAUGUACGUUAGGGGAAGGUUAGUGCAGGUUGAUUUCUUUUAAGAAGGGUGCAGAGACAUGGAUUUUUCAGGGAGAUUACUCCAUGUUUAGUAUAAAGCAGGCUGAGUUUAUUUAGUUUGUAUAAUUUUAAAAUGGGAGAGGGAUAACCAAAAAGAGUCGUGUGGAGAAAGAUUGAUGUAUUCUGUUAAUGGUGUUUUUGUUAUUAUUUUUAUAUGAAGAGUUAAGCAGGAAAGAUGCUGUAUUUUAAUAAUCACAGGAUAAAAAUGAGGGAAAAGCAAAGAAGAAAAUGAUUUUAUAUAAUUUAUAUUUUUGCCUCUGCCAGAUUAUUUAUAGUAGAUGUCAAAUCUUGAUAUAUUAUAUGAGUGUUCUUAUAGUAAAGCCAUUCAUGAUCUUUGCCUUCUUAGUUUUAUUUUGAAUAAGUAUAGUAUGUCGCAUGUGCCUUAUUAUAGAGUAGAGUUUCGUAUUUAGACUCUUGUUUUACAGUAUUAAACCACUUCCCAGCUCAUGUAUUUCUGAAAUAAUGCUUUGACUAUGAAAUCGGUCCUCCCGCCUUUCUUACAUACAUAGGUUCUUUUUGACAGAUUUUUUUUUUAAUGAAAGGUGGGGUUUUGUUUUUUGUUAUUCAAUUUGUAUGGAUUGGUGUUAAAUUUUAUAGGUGAAUUUUUAAAAUAAUUUCUUGAGUCAAGAAAUCCAAAAGGGAAAAGAAUAUUUUUUGUUACUCUUACCCAUGUCCAAGACAAUCUGUCACAGGUGUCCUUCAUAUGACCAAGUAAGUCAACAUAGUGGCAUCUGUAUUUUAUAAAACUAAUGGUUAUUCUGUAGUUAGUUUUAUAAUAUAAAUAUAUAUACUAUAUAGUAGGGUAGGUGACUUGUAGUAAUUUUCUGUGAGAGUGGAGGCCCAUUUGAAGUCUAUUGUAAAAUUCCCAUUCACCCAAAGGGAACAGGAUCAGGCCCAGAAACAGGAAUUGGAAGUUACAGACAACUGAAAUUCCCAGUUGUUUGACAUGCCAAACAUUUCUGUUCCUUCGGUUUGAGGGCCAAAUCUAUAGAUCAGUGACCUGAUGUAUAAAAUGGUGCAGGGUUCUGUGCACACAGUCACAAGACACAGUGGGCUGAGUGGUAACUAUCCCCAUUUUGAGACUUAAAUUGCUUCAGUCUCUUUUUACCAGACAAUGGUCAGGAGGGAUAGGAAAAAUUAUAGAGUUGGCUUAAAUAACAAAUUACCACCUAUCCUGAUCCAAAAACCAUUCGUGUGUGUGUGUGUGUGCGCGCGCACACGCACACACACACACACACGUUGUUCUAACUUUUAUUAACAGCCUCCUUUUUUUAGAAUUAGAAGAACCACAGGCACCUUAUGCAGGGGCCAAGGACAAAAUUUGUUACCAAAUAAUUUGUAUAACCAUGAAUUCAGUGUAAAUAAUUGUAUACUUUUGUAUGGGGGCUUUGGGCAAAAUUACAAAUUAAUGUAUUUGGACCAGGAAGUGGCUUACAUUAGUAACAGUGAGCAUUGUAUGUAUAUAGAAAGGUUAGGCAGUUCAAAGUAAAGCUACCAUUGAAGCAACAAGGGCAAGUGCCUCUGAUUUGUACCAAAUACUUUCAUUCUUCCAUCAAACAGGUUGAAUAAUCAAACAAUGUUUUCCUACCAUCUAAAAAGAAUGCAGUGAGAUUGUUUAUUUGGUAACCUUGAUCCCUUUCAAAAACAUUGGGACCAGUGGCCCAAGUAGGAAUUCUGGUGGGUUCCAUUAGAAUAAACAAAUUGGUCUCUGUUGAUUACUGUUGGUCUCUUUUGGUUUCAUUUCGAGGAACCACAUCCUCAGGAACCAGAAGGCUAAUAGAUCCAUUACUCGGUUCUGAAACCUAGCUGGCCAGUUGGAACGUAUUGAAUAUUCUCAAGUGAAAUUUCUCCUACAUUCCAGCUGGAGAUUCUUCACUGGGGACAUCAGUGGAGUCACACCCGCACUCCGUCUAACCCAUUGGUGAAUUAUGGCUCUCAGAUUCUGUGUGAGAUAAGUUAAGUUUGAGUGUGUCUUCACAAAAGCUGGUGUCAGCCACUGCACAGCCUUUGGCCCCACUCUGCUGAGGAUGGAAUGUUUGAUUUCCAGUAAACAGGCUUUGCUAUUGUGGGCCUUAUUCUGCAUUCCUUGUGAAUUCUGAAAACCUAUUGAAUUUGGUGGGCUUUUAGGAGCACUAGGAAUUCAGGUCUGGGCUCUUCAAGGUGCUUACCUGGGAACUUAAGUUGUGCUGAGUAAUGGGAAGGAGGAAAUUGCCAUAGUUACUAAGAGACCCUCUCUAAUGUGUGUUCCUUUUCAUGGUAUAUUAUCACAUGCUUUGUUUUCACAUGGAAUAUAUUUAAAAACACAAAGCAAAAUAGUACAGUAAAUAUAAUUGUGUAGUAUAUACAUAAACACAUUCAUAAAACUUUGGUUCAUGGUAAAUACAUGACUAAAUAGUAUAGCACUUUCCUUCUAAGGAUUUUGAUAGAUGUGUAUAUGCAGUCUCAUAAGUAAUGCCAGCAAGUUGCCACGUGUAUUUAGCCACGCUCCUAUUAACCUGCUUGUUAAAUGUGCUACUAUAAUCUUACAGUGUUAAACUACAAAAAUGCUGAAAGCCAUGUUUUUAAAGGUUUUUAAUUAAAUGGUCCCCAUAUAUCCAACAGCAUCAUUAAAAUUUUAAUGUUUCCUUCUCUGCCUUACCUAUUAGUGAACAUUUUUUGCCUUUUUCUUGAAACUGUAAAAAACCAACCAAACAAAAAGUAUCCAGUAUGUAAAUGAAUGUUCUAUAAAUUCUUUGUAUAGUCAUUUUCUCUGCUCUUUAAAUAUCACCUCUAUUCAGAUUAUAAUAAAAUUAUAAAUUGGAAAUCUCACA